Anopheles cruzii is the source of this 2180-nucleotide messenger RNA. RefSeq names its product THO complex subunit 1 (gene Hpr1). Lineage: Eukaryota; Metazoa; Arthropoda; Insecta; Diptera; Culicidae. The transcript has 2 exons. Bases 1 to 2094 code for a protein of 697 amino acids. The record is from RefSeq and is a predicted model, not a curated record. Gene Ontology annotation, molecular function: protein binding. Gene Ontology annotation, cellular component: THO complex part of transcription export complex. Gene Ontology annotation, biological process: regulation of DNA-templated transcription elongation; signal transduction; mRNA export from nucleus.
AUGAGUUCAUCUAAUUUUCUAGUGCUUCUGAAAACGUUUUCCGAAUCACUUAAGCGAGCGUUCAAGGCAAACGAUAUCGAGCUACUGAAGACGGAAUAUGAUGCGGCUAGGGCCACGGAUAACGACAAGAAGACGGCUCUUCAUCAGGCGUUCCGCGAUAUGAUGCUGACGAAAACGGAAAACAUUCCCGCCAUUGAAGGGUUCAUCAGCUUCGCGAUCAUAUCCUGCCGGAAGGAUAUGACCGCCGCCACGAUGCCGGUCGUGCUGCUGGGCGACAUCUUUGACGCGGUGACGCUCGACCGAGCGGAGCAGAUUUUCACCUACGUCGAGAACAAUGUGGCCAUUUGGAAGGAGGAGUUUUUCUUCACCGCGUGCAAACACAACUUGCUCCGCAUGUGCAACGAUCUGCUGCGUCGGUUGUCACGCUCCCAGAACACGGUAUUCUGCGGUCGGAUACUGCUGUUUCUGGCCAAAUUUUUCCCUUUUUCUGAACGGAGCGGGCUAAACAUCAUAUCCGAGUUCAACCUGGAAAACAUCACCGAGUACGGCAUGGAGGGUAACGAGAUGACGCUCGAACAGCUGGCCGGUGGCGGGAAUGGGACCGGCGAGGAUGAGGCCGACACCGAGGAGAACAAGCUGAAGAUCGACUACAAUCUGUACUGCAAGUUUUGGGCCUUGCAGGACUUUUUCCGCAACCCAAACCAGUGCUACAACAAGGUGCAGUGGAAAACGUUUGCCACGCACGCCGGAAGUGUCCUGUCGGCGUUCAGCAGCUUCAAGUUGGAAGAGCACCGAUCGACGAGUAGUGCCAAAGUGGCCGACGGUAGCGCACCGGUCGACAGCAGCCCAACGGACGAGAAACAGAUCCGUGAGGCGGGUCACUUUUUCGCCAAGUUUCUCACCAACCCGAAGCUACUGUCGCUCCAGUUGUCAGACUCAAACUUUCGGCGCUCGGUCUUGGUGCAGUUUUUGAUCCUUUUCCAGUAUCUCAACUCCACGGUGAAGUUUAAGGCCGAAGCGCACGUCCUAACGCCGGCGCAGGGCGAGUGGUUGAAGGAAACGGAAACGUUGGUCUAUCGGCUGCUGGAAGAAUCACCACCGAAUGGCAAAAAGUUUGCCGAAACCGUGCGGCACAUGCUGACGCGCGAGGAGCUUUGGAACAGCUGGAAGAAUGAGGGUUGCAAAGAAUUUAAACGCCCCGAAGCGGUCUUGGAUGAUGCCGCGCCACCAGCGGCGGCAGCAAGCGGAACGUCAGGUUCAUCGGUUGGCGCAUCGCCGGGAACGGGUCGCCCACCGGCCAAACGUCCCCGCCGCCCACUGGGCGACCUUAUACGCGAUGCCACGCGACAGGGAAAGUUCUUUAUGGGCAACCAGGAGCUAACGCGUCUGUGGAACCUUUGUCCGGACAAUCUGCAAGCGUGCAAGGGUACGGAUCGGAACUUCCUGCCGUCGCUCGAGACGUAUUUGGAGAACCCUAAAGAGAAACAAGAUCCGUCGUUCGAGUGGCGCGCUCUGCGUUUGCUCGCCCGCCAGUCGCCUCACUUUUUCACCCUCUUCAACACACCUUCGUACAAGGUGUCGGACUAUCUCGAGAGCGUACGCAAGAAGAUCCAGAAGGACAAGCUGGACGUAAGGCUCGAGAACGCGAUACAGGAGGAAACGGCGGCACCGGGUGGUGUCGAGCCGACCGAAGCGGAGGGCGAAGGGCUGGUCGGUGACGAAGAACACGAACAGAUGGACUCGGAGUUGCUGAAAACGGAACAGCUAACACCGGAAGAUAAAAACACCCAUAAGACGCUGGCCGUAAGCAAGGAACAGCUGGCGGAACUGUCGCCGAGCAUCGGGAAGGACUGGAAAAAGUUAGCCAUCAAGCUGGGCUACAGUGCGGACGAGAUACAGUACUUCGAGUCGGAGAAUGCCUCAGUUACGGAACAGUGCUGUCAUCUGUUAACGCUUUGGUUUGAUGACGACAUGGACGCCAGUUUGGACAACUUGGCCUACAUCCUUGAAGGUCUUGAUAUGGGAGUCGCCGCUGAUGCCGUGAAACAGAUGAUUGCGCUGCUUAGCGACAAGGUAGAGGAAGUUUCCGAGUGAGCUGCAACACACGUUUCUUUUGCUACACGAAGACAAUUUACAAAUACAUGCAUUUUCAACCAAUGUACGUGAAAAAAGUCUUUAGA